Molecule: messenger RNA, 1197 nt
Organism: Klebsormidium nitens
Lineage: Eukaryota; Viridiplantae; Streptophyta; Klebsormidiophyceae; Klebsormidiales; Klebsormidiaceae
Source: the annotation of a GenBank genome assembly
AUGAACUUCCUGCGGUUGCCCUGGAAUGAAAUCUAUGGCCACGAGAUGCUCAUAUUCAGCAUGGCCCCCGUGAAGGUUCCUGUUGGGAAAGGGAACUGGAUUUUACGCUUCCAGAUUUUUCUAGAGUUCUAUGAAAACCCAGAGCGGUGCUGUCCACAGCAUGCGCGUAUGAGCAACAAGACUUGGGAAAUGGACAUGCGGUUGAGCCUGGAGGCUUCUCCCCAAGAUCCAAAAGAAGCCCUGCUGCAAACAUCCAGGCGCAUCCUUUCUGGCAGCCCACAAUCCAGAGCAGCUUGGAGCCGGCUCGCUUGUUCAUUCACCUACGGGCCAGACUAUCUAAGCUCGCAGUUCUUGGAGUGCCCCUUGCCAACGGAUGCCAGUGCCUUUUUGGACCACAUGACCGAAGAUGACUCGCUGAAAGCAACCCUCGAGAUUGCCUCGAAAACCAUUGUACCGCCCUCCACUCUGAGCUUCACCCUUGCGUUUGAAAGGGGGCCCCUCAAAGAGAAGCAGCGGUUUCUCUCGGCUUGCAUCGGGCCGAUAUACGGACGAGAUCACUUCAAGCCUAGGGCCUGGAUUGAGCACAUUGAGUUCUACCAUCGCGUUCAUGGCGUCGAGCACUUUUUCAUCUACGGUCGGAAGGACGUUCCUGAUGAUCUUUUCAAGCUGUACCCCGACCUUGUGACGUUUCGCCGGUGGUUUACGUCAACCGACGAUGAAACGCUGAAGAAUAGGUUCGGCAACGUCUACGAUCUGUAUCAGGUGUACAACCACUGUCUCCAGACCAACAAGCAUUCCUCAAAAUGGCUCAUGUUCUUCGACUUGGACGACUACCUGAUACCGAACAUGAGGGACUGCAAGAUCGAGAAGACCCUUCCUCAAAUCCUCGCGGAGAAGAACCAUUGCGCCACAUUCGUCACCCCUGAGUAUCCUUUCCUACCGGCUGAAGAGGAGGCCGCCUCCGAUCUAGUUAUCGAUCGGUGCAGACGGAAGACGCAUAAAAGUCCUCAGUUCCUGAAGACUAUCCUACAACCACUCUUGGUAAGGUUGUCCUCUUGUCAGAAAGGCGAUUCCGCACAGUACCUUUCUGUGUUACGAAGAGUUCAGAGGAAGCGGAAGCAGUGCAAGCUUCAUCUCGCUGACUAUGGGUGCCUUUUCACAGUGUGGUGCAUUCUCUCCUACCCUGCCCAUUACUAG